AUCAACCGGAAAGAAGAAGAAGAACGAAAUCGAAAGUUGAGUGACAGCAGUACAAGGACUGCAGCAGUUGAUUGCGGGACGUCUCGCAGUGAGGAUGGUCUUAACCGAGCUCAGUUUCCCUGGUGAACAUGUUAUAGAUCUGCACAGAGUCGUCCGAUGGAUCAGGGUUCACUCUCCUUCUCUGUCUGCGCUAUGAUGCUCUGUCUGCUCGGAGCCACGCGCUGCUCCAAAGGCGACAAUUGUCCAUGUUCAGAUAUUCCUCACCUGCCUCUAACUAAACCUCCACCAGAGACGUGCCAAAACACUUUUCGCUACAGUUGUGUCGACAGUUAUGUGAGGAAAGUGGGAACCUCAAACCUCAUCAAAUGCAAGCAAGAUAAAGGUGCUCUAUACUGGACCAAAGCCUCCCUCAACUGUAUACCUGAUCCAUUGAGACGCACAACACAACCACCGCAGAGCAAAGGAACAAGUGAGUCUGUGAAUUCACGGGAAAAUAUUGUUAGUCAUACUGUCGACUGUGUGAUGCGAGCGAACCGCACCUACAUUCUCCGGGGCGUCCACGUUACCUCCACCAUCACACCGGCUCCCACCAGCCGACAGACGACACAGAGUGGAAGCACCUCAGCUCCCACCCAGGCUCCAGAAACGAGCAGCGCAGAGUGGACCUCGGCCGCUGAGCAUUCGCCUCCCUCAAAGGAAACUUUUCUGACAGAGACUGAAGCAACGAGCCAGACAACAUCAAGCUCACCCACCGCUGAGCCUUCCACUUACACCACAGUUGAUCCUCAAAAGCAACGCCACACUCACCACACACUUGGCAGAACAGCUGGGCUGAUCGCCUGCAUUUCCUUGGUGAUCGUCUUUGCCGUCUUUGGAUGCGGCUACUCAUGGUAUAGAAGGAGGUCAAGAAACAGCUUCCAGAUGGGGACAGCAGAGGAAACGAUGUCCAUGAAUGAUAUUUCAUCUGGACUGCCGUCGUAGAGUUUGUGCCCUUUGACCUUCUGCUGUCAUGGAGAGCAGAGACAGAAAGCUCAAGGGGGGGGGGGUUGUCUCCAUGCACCGAAGAAGUGGUUAUUACCUACGCACAGGACAUUGGCCCAGACGAUAACGGAUGACUUGAUAGGACCUUCAUUUUUUGCACAUUCCCAGGACGUUGAACUUACAGUCUUCCUUUGAGCGGGAAUUUUAAUGUUGACCAUUCACCUGGGGCACAUUCAAUACAUGUUUCCUCGAAACUGUGUUAAACGAGCUUUGAGGUACAUUUCCUCUUGAUUAGUGGGUGUAUCGGAGGUUUUACUCAAUCAGCAGCAGUUCAUACAAACCUCUGUAUUAAAAUAGGAAGUGCACAUGCAUAACUCAUUAGGGUGAUCAACGCACCACUGUUUACGAUUAUAUAAAUGUUUUGUCCGGCCUUAACGUUCCCCUGGUGCUACAACUGGAUACAUCUAGUGAUAUUCUGUUCUUCUGACUCAUCAAAUCCCAUAAAAAAAACCUCCACAAAAAACAGAACCAACCAUGAAUUAAUCCUUUUAACAAGCUCCAUCCAAGUCACAUGUUCUGUCAGUAACUGCCCCAUCCUGAAAGCCUCAGACAGGAAGGGGAAGUCUGUAAGUAUCAAGAACUUGGUUUUGGUCUUUUCAUGACAAAGGCUUACAACAGAGAAGACAGCAGCUGUAUCUCACUGGGGGGGUUUAGGCCUAGGCAGUACUCUGCAGUCAAACGGUAUGUCUGUAAACCAAUAAGUGGAAUAUUAGAGCGUUAAAGGGACAGAAGAAGACUGAUGUUCUGUGUGAGCGAGCUAUGGAUUGGAGCCAAAAAAACGAGCUCUGGUCAGAAAAAAGAUUUAUAUGUUUUGCAGCUAUUCCUUUUAGUCGUUCUUCAGCUCUUCACCUUCUCGAUGAGAAGGUGAAGAGCUCCCAUGUACAAUGAGGCCUGUAAACUGCAUAGGAUUCAAGAGUUUAUAUUAAUCACCGUACGACUAUUAUUUAAAGAUGCACCUGGUAUCUGAUAUAUAUAUAUAUAUAUGAUGCAACUGAAUGUUUAAAUGUAUUACAAAUUGUACAUAGAUAUUUUCAUGUAGUAAAGGACUUUUUGGUGUUUAUGCUCCAGAGCUUGUUGUUGUCAGUGAUAAAGCUUGUGAAAAUACCACCAACACAACUUCUGCUGAAAUAUGUCUGUGGUCAGCAGAUUUUUAAGGCAGUGCGAUUCGCUUACCUCAUCUUUUCUUAAAAAUUGCAGACAUGACGCUUUUCUUAUCCCUCUCUCGUCUUACUUCCUGUUGCUCUCCACUGUCCGUUUGAGUGAUUUAAAAAAGAUGAAAAUGUAUGAAAAAUAUGAAAUAUGUUUGAAAGUAGAAUUACAGCCUCGUGGUCGUCUGCCUCCGCCACUCAGACUGGUUUCAGGUUACAUCCCUGUUUAUCCAGAGUCAUAGAAAAUAUGAACAAUUUUGUCAAAAUUGCCUUGAGUCAUGGCUAAAACAGUGUUUGGUGUUUGACCACUAAAAUCUGAUCAGUUUGUCUUUGAGUUACUGAGAUAUCGUAACCAUGAGAAUGUGACGGACGGACAGACAAACUAAAAACAAUAUGUCUCCUGCUCUGGCUGCUAUGAAAACACAAGAGCCCGAAGUUGCAAAUGAAGGACUUUUCUGUAGCUGCUGAUAAUAUAUCUAAGUAAACACAUUAUAUAAGUCA
Messenger RNA from Seriola aureovittata, 2690 nucleotides. It is a transcript of the gene il15ra, whose product is annotated as interleukin 15 receptor subunit alpha. Gene Ontology annotation, molecular function: interleukin-15 receptor activity. Gene Ontology annotation, cellular component: plasma membrane. The record is from RefSeq and is a predicted model, not a curated record. Lineage: Eukaryota; Metazoa; Chordata; Actinopteri; Carangiformes; Carangidae. Gene Ontology annotation, biological process: interleukin-15-mediated signaling pathway. The transcript is spliced from 8 exons. Bases 157 to 981 code for a protein of 274 amino acids.